Messenger RNA from Postia placenta MAD-698-R-SB12, 2255 nucleotides. RefSeq lists its product as hypothetical. Gene Ontology annotation, biological process: regulation of DNA-templated transcription; cell differentiation; anatomical structure morphogenesis. The transcript has 3 exons. NCBI's taxonomy places the organism in Eukaryota, Fungi, Basidiomycota, Agaricomycetes, Polyporales, Adustoporiaceae. The coding region runs from base 70 to 1851 and encodes 593 amino acids. Gene Ontology annotation, molecular function: DNA-binding transcription factor activity, RNA polymerase II-specific; RNA polymerase II cis-regulatory region sequence-specific DNA binding. The record is from RefSeq and is a predicted model, not a curated record.
CAUCGCGCUAAUUGCUCUUACACAUCGCUCUUACAACAUCGCCUACAUCUGCUUUACACCGUCAUCAUAAUGGCUCCAGCACGUAACAGUCGUGCAAGACAAUCAUCUCUCGACCAAGGUGCUUACCCUGGCUUGCCCAGUCGCUGGGGUACCUCUCAGGCAGGCAGUGCCCGCCCGGUUGUCUUUGCACCCAACGUAACACCCACUACUUACGCUGAGGCGGACUCCCCCUCAGCCGAGGAUGCGCCGUCCUCGUCCGAUCCUUUCGAUCUUCCACCUGAGGGUGAGGAAGAAUUCGCUCCCAAACCGCGUCGACGCGUUCCGGCCAACAAGCGACCAUCGCUGGGGUACAUUCCGCGUCCGGCCAAUGCUUUUAUGCUCUUCCGGUCGGACUUUGUCCGCCGCAAGCAUCUGCCUGGUUCUAUCGAGACCAACCAUGGCACGCUUUCGAAGAUACUAGGCACGUAUUGGAAGAAUUUGCCGCCCACGCAAAGAGAUUUCUGGGAGAAGCAAGCAAAAAAGGUGAAGGCGGCCCACGAGCAAAAGUACCCGGGCUAUAAGUACCAGCCGAAGCACGACAAGGAGAAGAGGCAGGCGAAGGCCGCGGUUAAGAACAGCAAGAAGGAGUCGCCUGAGGACGAGGAGCGCGUCGAGCAGGUUGCGCAAUUCCUGCUCGCGGGCAAGACCGGCGACGACCUCGCACAGGCUAUCCGUAAGCUGGACCUCGACAUCGCGCGCCGCAAGACGCGUAGUCCAGAGGUCGCCGCUCCUGCGCCGGUUGCCUCGUCUUCGCAUUUCGUCGACCCGUUCGCGCUUCCCUUCUACGCUCAACGUCGUUCUUCCUCGGUGCCCCUGCAUGCGAUGGGCGCAAUGUUCUUCCACCAGCAGCAGUACCAGCCGCAGCCCAUCGCGCUGCCCCUUGCUCCCCCCAUGAGCCCAUGGGCGCAGGUGCCCCCGGACACUCGCUCUCCGUCGCCUGUCGGCACCAUUGCGCGCUCCCAGCGCUCCUACCUCGGCCAGCGGCGCGUGUCUAGUGCACAGCCGGUACCAUCGCGCCCGUGGUACCCGAGGGAGCCUUCGUAUGCGACUGUCGACCAGACAUCGAUGUUCUCGUACUACGAGCCGCUUCCUGAGGCGGACAUGUCGCUCUUCGAACCCGCGUUCGUGAACGGUGAUGGCGCGUUCUCCUUCCAGCAGUGUGCGCCGCAGGAGACUUAUAAUUAUGCCCCGUGCGAACAGCCGCCUCACCUUUCGCUCGACAUUGGCCCUCUGGCCGACAUUUCGCCUCUGACCGGUGCGAGGAAGUACUUUUCUGCUCAGUCGUCCGCACCCAGCCCCGCGUCCGCGUUCGGCUACGACAACGCGCUUCCGCCAACUUCGGGGCCGUCGUCUGCCUUCACCGGCUCGCCCUCGGGCUCCGACUAUGCGCUCCCCGCUGGCCACAUCCAGGGCGUGUAUGCGCCGCAGCCUGUGCACCUGCAGCUUCCCGAGUGGGCCCAGGAGGGUGUGCUCGUCGAGCAGGCGUGCGAUGCGCCGACCCCGGACCAGCAGCUCUACGUCGUGCAGGACCCGGCCUACCGCUCGCCCCCACGUCACUUUACCGAGCAGCAGUUGCUUGGCCCGGCGGACUCUUACGUCUCCCCCGAGCAGCGAUACGUCUCCCCUGAGCAGCAGUACAUCACGCCGGAGCAGCCCUUCGUGCAGGAUGGCGGCGCGCUCAACUUGCACCUGGAUGCGUACGGCGCCGCGGACGUCGUCGACUCGUACGUCCAGUACGAGCAGCAGGGCAUAUUCGCCGAGGCGUACGCUGGGGACGCGGCCUAUAGCUACCCCGCUGAGGCCGCGUUCUAGGCUUUACCACACCGCACCACCACCACUCGCUACAGUACCACGAUACCGAUCCGUUUUGCAUACCCGCCGAGGGGGGACCCACGGACUCCGCAUUGACACCACUUGAAUUAACGCAUCGCAUAGGUUUGCUCCGGAUUUUGGUUUAUCGUCGUCCUGAUGUAGCAUUAAACUCGACUGCUGUGUUCCGUGUUUCUGUUUUUUUUGGCUUCGAUACGUCUGUCUCAUUAUACUCAUCACCCGUGUAGCAUAGCCUGUACUUACUAUACUGAUCUUGGCUUAGUACCGUUAACGGCGCGCCGUUGCCUGUCUCAUUAUUACUGCUGUUAUUGUCGUGUCGGGUUUUCUAUAGUCUACAGGCUGUAUUGGCUGUUCUCUCUUGCGCAAUAAAACACUUAUUUCCCAAA